AUGCCUUCCCAACCUGCUGACACUGCUUCAGCUUGUCAUACUCGUGCAUCUAAUGCAACUGCACAUCCCACAGAAGAAGUUGCUGCUGCUCAAGAAGAAAAAGUAGCACAAGCAGCAGCACAGGCAGUAGCUGCUAAAGCAGGUGCUGAGCACAUCACUGGUAUAGAGCUGGAGAUGGAUGCCAAGCAGGUGAACAUGCUGAUGAGGAAGGCUAAGGAAGUUUGGUCUUAUCCAAUUCCCUCUAAAGGCAAGAAGGCUAUGAAGGAUGGUCUGAGUCAGGCAGCAGCCUGUGGUGGAGGUGAUGAGGUUGGAACUAACUUGAAUUAA
Molecule: messenger RNA, 327 nt
Organism: Suillus discolor
Lineage: Eukaryota; Fungi; Basidiomycota; Agaricomycetes; Boletales; Suillaceae
Exons: 2
Coding region: 1-327 (108 amino acids)
Source: RefSeq, a predicted model, not a curated record